Messenger RNA from Schistosoma rodhaini, 2633 nucleotides. Lineage: Eukaryota; Metazoa; Platyhelminthes; Trematoda; Strigeidida; Schistosomatidae. The record is from the annotation of a GenBank genome assembly.
UUGAACAGGUGGGCAAAAUCAAUUAUGUUUGAAACAUAAGAUUCUGUAUCGAAAUAAAGCGCUUUAUGUUGCUAAUAGACUACUGGUUGCCUCUUCAGAUUAUUUAUUAAUAAUUCACUGCUUAAAUGACACUUCUAAGAAGUUCACUGUUUAUUCCAUUCUUCACGAUCAUACUAAAAUCUAUGGCUGAGAACAACGAAGCAUAUUGUCCUCACAAUGAUUAUGUUUCUGAAAUCAAGAAAAUAUUUUCAGAUAUCCCCUUGUCAGAGUUGGAUGACGAUACACUAGUCAAUAAUUUGUUGGAACGAUCUGUUUCCGUCUUACAAGUGAUCGACUAUGCCAUGUCCUAUUUUGUUGCUGUAAAUUUUAUCGGCGGAUCGGUUGACGAGUCUUAUGAGUUUGAUGGAUGUUUCCAGUUGGCAUUGGAGGAUCUGUGCUGUGAAGGCGAAUAUCCUUUCAGACUUACUAAGUCACUUAGUUUGUUUUGGUUGUGUAAGCGGUUAUGCAGGAAAAUGUCCAUGGUUUCUCAAACUCUUUCAUUCCUGUAUCAUUUGAAUUAUUUAAAAUGCAUUUAUUUACAUCAGUACCUGAUUGGUGAUGAAAGGUCACCCAAACUAAAAAGUGAAUUUCAAGAUAUUAUCAACGUGUGUGAGGAAUGCCUUGAUUCUACCCACACUACUGAGGACGUAAUUCAGUACUUGAUGUUAUCAUCAUAUCUGAGUGCUUUCUAUUAUGAAUAUGAGGCUUCUAAAACCUUCGCCACAAGAUGUUCUCAGUAUUUAAAUAUCGACGUAAAAUUUUGUGGUGCCCUAGGUAAAUGUACCAGAUUCCAGGAAAAGGAAGUUGCAACUCUCACAGUUAAAGUUAACAGAGUGGUUGAAAGUAAGGACAACAAAACUUCAGGUAACUGCCCAUUGCCACAGAUAAUUUCUCUCGGUGACGAUGUACUUCUCAACAAUGUAAUAUUUAGUACAAUAGAGGAACAAAUUAUUCUCUCUAAUACUGAGCAGUCUUUCAUUUUAUUAUUGUGUGAACUUCAUCGCCGUCACUAUCCACGAGAUGAUAUAACAGAACAGCAGUGUUUAGCUUACAUCAAUACCGUUAUCCGGGCUAUUUACCCGGAUUCUGAAAAUGAAAUAAAAAGUAGUUCUUCUUGGCCUAUUGCCACAGAAACAUUGUUUAGAAGAAGUUUACUGGAACAUAAUUCUGUUAGAAGAACUGAGCGUGCAUUAUCUCAGUUAGAGGAGUUAAGCUGUCAGUUUAAGCGAACUAGUCCGUCGUUUUCUGAGAGAUCUCCCAGUACCUUCUUCCUUUCCAGGAUGCCGUCUAUUUGGACUCUCCAAGUUGAGCAAGGUCGACUACUUAUGAAAAUAGGAUGUUACAAAAGUGCUCUGGACAUUUUUCUGUUAUGGGACAAGUGGUCUGAAAUAAUCGAAUGCUAUAUUCACCUAAAUAAGAGAGAAAAAGCAGAAGAAGUGAUUCGUUCUCGUCUAAAUUCUGGAGAUGAAUCUGCCGAAUUAUAUUGUUCUCUUGGAGAUGUGACAAAUGAUCGCCAACACUAUUUAAAGGCUUGGGAUGUAUCUGGUUGUAAGUCGGCUCGAGCAAUGCGCAGCUUAGCUGUUACAUAUAUGUACACAGAUAAAGACUAUCAAAAAGCAAUUGAAUGUUUUGAAAAAUCACUAGAAAUUAACACUUUGCAAGUUAAUGUAUGGUUUACAUUUGGAUGUUGUUGUCUUCAAGCCAAGGAGUUUAUAAAAGCUGAAAAUGCUUUUCGUUCAUGCGUUCGUUUAGAUCCAGAUAAUUUUGAAGCGUGGAAUAAUUGUGCUACUGCUGUCCUGAUUCAAGGAAAAAAGAAUAUAGCAUUAAAACUAAUGAAAGAAGCGUGUAAAUAUAGUUAUGAAAACUGGCGCAUAUGGGAAAAUAUUCUGUUGAUUAGUGCUGAUGUAAAAGCUUUUCAUGAAACUAUAUAUGCCUAUCAUCGCCUAUUAGAUUUACAAGGAAAGUAUGCAAAUCCACAAGUUCUCAGUGUUAUGGUUAAAGACGUUAUUUUAAAUGAAAUGGAUUCUACAGGAAACCCUGCAAGUAAUUUACGUGCCAAGCUGCUUCAAUUAUUUGGUCGAGUUACAGCAUCUACUCCUAACGAUGCUGUUAUAUGGAAUGAAUAUGCACAUCUUUUGGUUGAUGAACUUCCUCAAACGACUUACACUACAUAUCAACGUGCUGUCCACUGUCUUCAAGCAGCUCAUCGUUGUCGUAUACAAUCAAGUGAAGGACCAUGGGAACAAUCAACAAAAAAAUGUGAAACUAUUAUUGAUGGUUUAAAAGCUUUACUUGAUUUAUUAAAUAAUCCUCCUAAAUUGAAAAAUGAUAAUAAUGAAUCGAAUGAAGAAGAUCAACUUAAUACUUUCAUUCAAUCAUCCUUGGCCACUUUACGAAUAAGCAUAAAAUCUGUAAUUUCCAAAAUGAAGAUUGCUGAAGAAUCUAUUCUUUCAACCGAUGUUCAAGAUAUGAUUCGUUCCUCAGUUAAAGAUUUAAAUGAAUUAUUAAUUGAUGUUGAAAGAAAAUUAAACUAAACUCUUACGUUGUAUAUGCUUUUUUAUCGACUAUCGUAAUACAAAUAAAAGUUUCAGUUC